Messenger RNA from Suhomyces tanzawaensis NRRL Y-17324, 306 nucleotides. RefSeq lists its product as uncharacterized. NCBI's taxonomy places the organism in Eukaryota, Fungi, Ascomycota, Pichiomycetes, Serinales, Debaryomycetaceae. The transcript has a single exon. The record is from RefSeq and is a predicted model, not a curated record. Bases 1 to 306 code for a protein of 101 amino acids.
AUGGCCAAACAGUCUCCUUUCGCACAAUAUCUCACUCCCAAGCUCGUCAAGGACAUCAAGUUCGGAAUCGUCACCUUCGUGGUGAUGGUAGUUCUCAUUUUCCACUACGCGUGGAUCAUGAGACAGUUGGUGAUCCUGCCUGAGCUCCCCAACUCCACGCUUGGGCUCUACUUCGGACUCUUCUUCAUCGACGUGGGAGUUUUGGGGUACCUUCUUCUUGGUAAGUACUACUACCACGUAUAUGCUGAGGAGAUCGCUCAGGAGAAGAAGGAGUUGGAAGAGGCCAAGGCCAAGAAGUCUCGCUAA